AUGAAUAAUUCUAAAAUAAAUGAUGAUACAAAUUAUUGUUGUUUUGCCAAUGGAAGAAGAAAUUCAGAUUCAUUUUUUGCAAAUCAUGUUAUAGAUGAUGAUGUAAAAUACUAAUUUAUUUAGGGUGAUGUAUUAAGAACUACUGGAGUGCUAUUAUAAUUAUAUAAAGGUGGUUAGGAUAUAGAAGUUAUUGUAAAGAAUUUAGAGAAGGUGAGAUUAAAUCCAAAUUGGUUGAGUUAAAAAAGAGAGGACUUAGAAUAUUAUAUACCAUAGUUUAUCAAUUAUUUAGUAUUUAGAGCAAAUCAUAAUGAAUUAAUAAAUUUCUUAUUUGAUGUUUGUUAAAAUAACUUUUUCUUUGCACAUUUGACUUACUUUUAAUUAAAAUCCUAAUCAUAAAUAGUGAAUAAAAAAGUCAUAAAUUUAAAAGAUGUUUAGAAGUUUUUGAUUGAUUAUACAAAUAUAAUGAAAGAAAAAUAUGGUAAUGAAUAUUUAAUCAAUGGAUAAUAAUUUGUUUCUCAUAAUUCUAACAAAGAAUCAAUUUAAAUUUAUGGGACUCCUAGCUAUGAUUAAUAAAUAUCCAAAGUUAAUGCUUCAGAAAUUAAUAUAAGAUAAUAUUUAUCUGUAAAUAAAGAUAAUUAAACUAAUGAACAAAAUAAUGGAUUCUCUUCUACUAUUAAUUUCUGGGAUGACAUAAUUAGAAUAUCUGAAAGGUAUAUUAAAUAAUUAAUUAGACUUUAUCUAGCUUAUCCAUAAAUAAUAUCUUUAAAGGCAGAUCUACAGAGAAUUAAUUAAAAUCUUCCAUCUUCUAUAUACAUACCUUUUGUUAAAGAUCAAAUUAGAAAUUAUGUAGUCUUAAAUAUAGUGGCAUCAGAAACCAAAGUAUUUUCUACCAAAGAAAGAUCACCUUUCUAUAUUUGUCUGGAAAUCUAUAGACCAGAUGUUGAAAAGGAUCAAAGAAAUGACUAUAAAUAAUCUGAAGCAAUCACUUUACAAAAAUCUAUCUUACAAUAGAAAAUGUCAAUAAAUGGAUCUGUUUGUCUAGAUUAAGGCAAAUGUAUUAUUCUUAGAUAAUAUGUAAGAUCCAAAUGUGCAUAAGAUUUCAGUACAAUAACCACUCUAAAUUAUUGAUGAGGAUAUUAUAGAUGAAACACCAACAGUAUAAUUUUAUUCCCCUGAAAAUGAUGAGGAAGUAGAAGAAAAGAGCGUUUAUUAAUCAUUUUCAAAAGAGAAUCAUGAAGAUUUUGUAAGUGUUGGAAGUUCAUUUGUAUAGGAAAAUUAACGAAAAAGUAUGUUACUUGGACAAGAUGGCCAAAGUUUAUUCGGAGAGUCAGCUAAAGACCAAGAGUAAAGAAUUAAGGAAUAAUCGCUAUUUGGUAAUCUUAAAUCCUGGAGAUUGGUUCAUCUUAUUGUGAAAUCAGGGGAUAAUUUAAAAUAGGAGUAGUUUGCUAUGCAACUCUUAUCUACUAUAGAUUAAAUCUUUAUUAUUGAAGACCUACCUAUGAGAUUAUCAAUUUAUGAAGUAAUAUCCUUGGGGCCCAAUUAUGGAUUAAUUGAAAUGGUGAAAGAUGCUAUUACAAUUGAUUCAUUAAAACGAUAAUUAUGGAACAGACAAUAAACAUUAAGCUAAUUCUUCGAGUAAUCAGUAUAUCUGUUCAUUUAUUAGUCAUAACUUUAGUGAUCGUCAUCGAACCAAUUUUAUGCAUAGCUUAGUUGGAUAUUCUUUAGCCUGUUAUAUACUUUAACUUAAAGAUAGACAUAAUGGAAAUAUUUUAUUAAAAAGAGAUGGCCAUUUAGUUCAUAUAGAUUUUGGAUUUUUCUUGGGAAAUGCUCCAGGGAAGGGAAUAGAAAUUGAAAAUAAAGUUGCAUUUAAAUUAUUAAGUGAAUAUAUUGAAAUACUUGGUGGUGUUUCAAGUGAUUUAUUUAAAAAGUUUAGAGAACUAUUUUAUAAAGGCUUUAUGGCACUUAGAAAACAUAGUGAUCGAAUCUUAUUACUUGUAAAAAUGAUGUAAUAAAUUAAAUAUAAAUCUAUAGGUAUUCUGGACAUAAGAACUCUAUGCCUUGUUUUAAAAGAGGAGAUAAAUCUAUUACUUAAUUAGAAGAAAGAUUUUAUUAAUAUGAAGAUGAUAAUUAAAAAUUAAAUGUUAUUUGUUAAAAGUAGAAUCACUCAAAUUAUAUUAUAGCAUCAUUAAUUCAUCCAUAGAUAAUUGGAGAGCAAAAUGGUAUGAUAAAUACCAAUAUUAUGUCCAAGGCAUCUUUUAUUGA
This is a messenger RNA of Paramecium primaurelia, 2262 nucleotides long. The record is from the annotation of a GenBank genome assembly. NCBI's taxonomy places the organism in Eukaryota, Ciliophora, Oligohymenophorea, Peniculida, Parameciidae.